GUUCCAGGACAUUUUCCUUGCAAGGCCAUCAAUAAAAUAGUUCAGCUUCCGACUGCAGGAGGGCCUCCGUUCCUGCUGUUCAGUGGCGGCAUGCCGCGGGCCAGCUACGGGGACAGACAUUGCAUCACUGUGAUCUACAGUAAAACACAAGUGGCCUUCGACUUUACCUCCAGGAUCAUCGACUUCUUUGUCACCAGAGAUGGCCCCCAGCACACAGGAGAGCCCAGCGCGCUGGUGGUACUGGUGGAGGAGGAGCUGGUUGUCAUAGACCUGCAGACGGAAGGCUGGCCUGUUAUUCAGACACCUUACCUGGUUCCGCUCCACAGUUCAGCCAUCACAUGCUCCCACCAUGUGUCUGCCAUUCCCCUUAAACUAUGGGAAAGGAUUAUUGCUGCUGGAGUUGUCCAGAACACUCAGUACUCAAAAAAGCCUUGGCCGAUAACAGGAGGUCAGAACCUGGCCCCAGAUCCUCCACAGAGGGACCUGUUGCUCACCGGACAUGAGGAUGGAACUGUACGCUUUUGGGAUGCAUCAGGAGUUUGCCUGUAUCCUCUGUACAAGCUGUCCACAGCGGCAGUGUUCAAUGCAGAUGCUGACCUUAAUGACAACAUGAGCCAAGGCGCUGAAGGAGAGUGGCCACCCUUCCGAAAGGUUGGCUGCUUUGACCCAUACAGUGAUGACCCAAGGCUUGGAAUCCAGAAGAUCCAUCUAUGCAAAUAUAGUGGCUACCUUACUGUUGCUGGCACUGCAGGACAGAUUCUGAUGCUGGAGCUGAAUGAUGAGGCAGCAGAGCAGACAGUGGAGGCUAAAAUUGUGGAUUUGUUGCAGGGACAAGAGGGAUUCCGCUGGAAGGGCCACACCCAACUGGAUGUUCGUGAGGAGCCUGUGCUUUUCCCGCCAGGGUUCCAGCCUUUCACUGUGGUCCAGUGCCAGCCUCCUGCUGUAGUAACAGCCCUCAGUCUACACUCGGAGUGGAAGCUGGUAGCCUUUGGAACCAGCCACGGCUUUGGCGUGUAUGAUUACCUACAGAAGAACAAUGUUCUUGUCAAGUGCACAUUAAAUCCCAGUGACCAGCUCGCAAUGGAAGGACCUCUGUCCAGAGUAAAGAGCAUAAAGAAGUCCCUGCGACAGUCAUUUAGAAGAAUCAGACGCAGCAGAGUUUCCUUGAGAAAACAUCACAUCAGCAAUACCAACAAGAUUCAGGAGGCAAACGCUCGUCUUGAGGCUGAACAGGCCGAGAUGGAGAUGGCUCCUGUCCAGAGGAAAAUUGAAGCUCGGUCCUCAGAUGAUUCCUUCACUGGCCUUGUUCGAACUCUAUACUUCGCUGACACCUUCUUGUCAGAUAGUUCACACAACACCCCGUCCCUGUGGGCAGGGACUAAUGGUGGAACAGUGUUUGCAUACAUUCUCUACAUCCCUCCUGUGGAGCACAGAGCAGAUGAAGCUCUUACUGCACAGCCAGCUAAGGAGAUCCAGCUGAUGCACCGUGCCCCAGUGGUUGGGAUUGUGGUGUUGGAUGGUCACGGGGCUCCCUUGCCUGAACCUUUAGAGACAGCCCAUGAUCUGGCUCGCUCACCUGACCUGCUUGGCUCACACCAUGUGUUGGUCAUCUCUGAGGAGCAGUUCAAGGUUUUCACUCUGCCAAAGUUGAGCUCUAAGAUGAAGCUUAAGCUGACUGCUGUGGAUGGGUCCAGGGUGCGGAGAGUGGGUGUGGCCUGGUUUGGCAGCAGCCGAACAGAGGACUAUGGGGAGAGUGGAUUGGUUUUUCUGACCAAUCAGGGUGACGUGCAUGUGUUGUCACUCCCACAUAUUAAAAUGCAGAUUAGGCACCCCUGCAUCCGACGGGAGGAUGUCAGUGGCAUCGCCUCCUGUGUUUUCACCAAGCAAGGCCAGGGCUUUUACCUGAUGUCUCCAUCUGAAUUUGAACGAUUCUCUUUGUCAACUCGCUAUCUGGUGGAACCUCGCUGUCUGGUUGAAGCUCCUCUUCCUCCAGUCUUUUCCAACCAACACCAACCAAAGCUUGAAGGAGCCUCAUCAGCCCUCAGAUGUACACAAGACACUGAGGAUGCAGAAAGUGCAGCUAGACGUGUUAUGGAGCAUGCAUUGCUGAAUGAUGAAAAGGUUCUACUGGAGAUCCAAAAGUCUUUAGAGGGUGACCAGACGGCAUUCCCAGGGAAUAAUGUGAAGAAUGCUGUUGUCUGAGAUCAGGUUCUCAACUGCUCAGAGAAUAAACCCAUUAAAAUGUAUGAAGUGCACUGCAGUCACACAGCUUCUCUAACCUCCUGCUUGGAACACACAACCACUACUGAUUCCUGAUCCUUCUAAGAGCCAUUUUAAAUGGAGGCCAAAAGGCUCACAGUGCUGCAGCUGUUUGAGUGCCUUAAGGAUGCAGCAGACUGAAGGAUGAGUCCAGGGCCUUAAACACGGCCUCCUUGGCAUGGUGACUCGCUUCCAGUUGAAAACUACAUUAAAUAUUUUCCUUUUCCUGCCCACAAUCUGAGUCCAUCAAACCAGUUGUGAUCAGUCCUCAUAGAUGCAAUGAAUACCUGUGGUAAAAGUAAGUUUGGGGAAAAAAAAUUAAUUUGAAGUUGUGUUUUUUUUGUUUUCUUUUAAACUAAGAUGUUUGUGGGUUUUCUUUUUUGUUUGCCAGUAUUUGUCUGUAUGUAUAUUGUAGUGAUACACAUGAAUUAGCUUGAUGCCUAAAUUUAAAAAUAUAUACUUUAAAAAUGUACUAUACUAUAUAUUUCACCCAAAUUCUUUUUAACGGGACACUAGGUAAUUUUAUACGGACACAUUCUCUAAUAAGGUUCAUGCAGUGAACUAAUUUUUAAUUUACUACUUUUUUGGUUUUACUAGGGGUCAUAAUUUUAAUAAUGGCCUUUUCAAUGUAGGUCUUUGUUGUAUUACGAUUUCUCCCUUUCAGAAUUUAUGAUUUUCUGUAAUCAUAAGAUAAAUUUGAAAAAAGGGCUGUUUCUAAAUUAAACUGUUACUUUUUAGGGGGAAAAAAGAUUCUUGUUUGUUAAAAAAAAAUGGGGAUUCACACUACAUUCUCAGUCCCACCCCUUUCUGUUAACUGUAAGGUAAUCUGUCCACAGGUACUUGUGCACUACAGCUCAGCACACUGUUCUUCUUUUGGGGGGAACUUUGUCUAGGGUUUAUUUUUAUAAAUAUUAUUAUUGUUAUUGUUUUGUAAACUGUUUAAGCCAGCAAUAAUUGAUGUGAUUUUGGAAUGUAAUUGUAAGUGAUGAUAGAAAAUUGUUAUAUACUGUAUUAUGUAUGUGACAACUGUGCCUAUUUUAACUGGGAUUGGCUGCUAUUUAGAUCACACUAGAAAAUAUUUUGGUACUGUGUGUUUGAAUGCUUGGUAUUUUAGCAUCAUCUUGCAAUAUAUUUUUGUAGUAAACUGAUUAUGAAACCUGAUAUUUUUCAGUUGUAUGAAAUUUUACACUGUAAUUUUCUUAUACACAAUUAUAUGUUUUUCCUAAGA
Molecule: messenger RNA, 3487 nt
Organism: Poecilia latipinna (sailfin molly)
Lineage: Eukaryota; Metazoa; Chordata; Actinopteri; Cyprinodontiformes; Poeciliidae
Gene: llgl2
Product: LLGL scribble cell polarity complex component 2
Exons: 19
Coding region: 91-2202 (703 amino acids)
Biological process (GO): regulation of establishment or maintenance of cell polarity; regulation of Notch signaling pathway; establishment of spindle orientation
Cellular component (GO): cytoplasm; plasma membrane; cortical actin cytoskeleton
Molecular function (GO): GTPase activator activity; myosin II binding
Source: RefSeq, a predicted model, not a curated record